GGUGUCCCACGGAGCCAGUAGUCAUCUGCCACUGCUGUCGCUGUCGCCAUGGCCGCCGGCCGCCUACUGGCCGCCAUCUCCGUGAUGACCUUGACCUGGGGUCACGUGACCGCGGCGUCGGGUCAGGCGGCGCCCCGAGCUCAACGGUCCGUCGACUCAGAUGAUGAGCACCUUCUACUUCCGGAUGUCCUUCCUACCGGACCAAGCCUGGACCAGUCGGCUCCGGUAUUUCUCGAGGUGCCAGUUCCGACCUACGUGCUCCGCAACAAGCCAGCCACACUGACCUGUCGGGCUGCGCACGCUUUGCAUCUCUACUUCCGCUGCAACGACCAGCUGAUGGCGGGCAGGGAGCACUCUCAGGCUAGCUAUGUGGACCCUCAGACCGCCAUCAGACAGCUAGAGGUCAAGCUGGACGUGGACAAACGUACUGUUGAGGAGUACUUUGGUGACUAUCAGUGCGAGUGUGUGGCCUGGAGCAGCCGAGGGGAGAAGGUCAGCGACAGCGUCACCAUCACCGCCGCAUACCUGAAGAAGUCGUUCCACACGCCACCGUUCUCGGACCGCGUGGAGGUGGACCAGACUGUGGAACUCCGCUGCGUUCCACCGGACGGUAACCCCGUGGCAGAGCUCAGCUGGACCAAGAACGGCGUCACCAUCGACGCCAAGCAGGACCCCAACUACAUCAUCUCCAACGAGGGCAACCUCCUCAUUGCCGCGGCGAAACUCUCCGACAUGGCCAACUACAGCUGUGUGGCAGAGAACGUGGCCAACCGGCGCGUCAGCCCACCGGCACGACUCACCGUCUAUG
Amphibalanus amphitrite is the source of this 808-nucleotide messenger RNA. Its product is annotated as netrin receptor unc-5 homolog. The record is from RefSeq and is a predicted model, not a curated record. Gene Ontology annotation, molecular function: cell-cell adhesion mediator activity. Gene Ontology annotation, biological process: axon guidance; dendrite self-avoidance; homophilic cell-cell adhesion. The transcript is spliced from 3 exons. The annotation marks the transcript as partial. Gene Ontology annotation, cellular component: plasma membrane; axon. NCBI's taxonomy places the organism in Eukaryota, Metazoa, Arthropoda, Thecostraca, Balanomorpha, Balanidae.